Molecule: messenger RNA, 1644 nt
Organism: Penicillium cinerascens
Lineage: Eukaryota; Fungi; Ascomycota; Eurotiomycetes; Eurotiales; Aspergillaceae
Exons: 6
Coding region: 1-1644 (547 amino acids)
Source: RefSeq, a predicted model, not a curated record
AUGGCCGCCGUCCCAACCUACCAAGAUCUCGCCGCGAAGAAGCGCGCCGAGCAGCUCUCUCUAAUCCCACCGGAGUGGCGCUUCGACGAGAUCCCCUCCGUCGACUCAGCACCAGAUGCACUACCCUAUAUUCGCAAAUGCCUCACGCCCGCAGAACUAGCCCUGACAGAAGAAACCGACAUCACCAUCCUGCUCCGGAGACUAUCCUCCGGUGGACUCUCCUCACUGGAAUUAACUCGCGCAUUCGCAAAGCGUGCAGCCCUGGCCCACCAACUAACAACAUGCUGCACGGAGAUCCUCUUCGAAGACGCUUUCGCUACUGCCGCGAAGUUGGACGAAUAUCUAGAAAAGACAGGCAGGACCAUCGGUCCCCUGCACGGACUCCCAGUAUCUAUCAAAGAUCUGUUUUCUGUGAAAGGCGUUGAUACUUCCAUCGGAUGGGUCGGACUCACAAACAACCCAGCCCCGGCCGAUAAAUCCGUCGCCAGAACCCUCCGCCGCCUCGGCGCCGUUCUCUACGUGAAAACCAACCUCCCGCAGUCGAUGAUGAUGUCCGACUCCUAUAAUCACGUCUUCGGACAAUGCGUCAACCCACUCAACCGCAAUCUAAUCUCCGGCGGUAGUUCCGGCGGCGAGGGGUCGCUUGUCGCGGCGCGUGGCAGCGCCCUUGGCAUCGGGACUGAUCUCGGUGGUUCGAUUCGUAUUCCUGCUAGUUUAUGUGGACUUUAUGGCUUGUCGCCUAGUCCGGGGAGACAUCCGUACGAGCGGGGGCAUCCAGGACAGGAUAUUAUUCGGUCCGUUGCAGGCCCGAUGAGUUGUAGUUUGGCGACUGUUGAGCGCUAUAUGGAGACUUUGCCUUGUGCGGCGCCUUGGGAGUUGGAUCAGCAUACUGCUCCUGUACCGUGGAGGCGGAGUUUGGCUGCGCUUCGGCCGAAGAGAUUGAAGAUUGCGUUCUUGGUGGAUGAUGGGGUCAUUAAGGUGCAGCCGCCUAUUGAAAGGGCGGUUCGAGAGGUUGUUGCUGCGUUGAGGGAUAUUGGACAUGAAGUCAUUGAGUGGGAUGCUUCUUCUCACGAAUAUGCAUAUGAGCUCUGGGAAAAGGCUAUCUUGUCUGAUGGCGGCGAGGGGUGUCGGAAGAAGAUCGAGAUGACUGGUGAGCCUUUGGUUGAGGGCAUGCUGGUCGGAACGGAGAAGGAUAUUUUGACGACAUCUGAGACUCACCAGCUCAACGCCGAUAAGUACAUAUACGAGACAGAGUACCUUGAUCGCUGGGUCUCUUCCGGUAUCGACGCCAUCAUUAUGCCGAAUACCCCCUGGGUCGGAUACGAACCCGGGACUUGGGUCAAGUCCAAUGCCUAUGUUGGAUAUACCAGUAUCUGGAACCUUCUCGGUUAUGCUGCUCUCACUGUUCCUACCACGUCUGUCUCCAAGGAAAAGGAUGCACCGGGCAAAGAGUGGUUGGAUUAUGUGCCGCGGAAUGCCGGCGAUAAGUUCAAUAAGGAGCAGUAUGAUGUCGACAUGGUGGAUGGGAUGCCCGUCGGGGUCCAGGUUGUCGGUGGGCGAUUUGGCGAGGAACGGUGUAUUGGGGUGGCGAAGGCCAUUGAACAGGCGAUGAGAUGGAAAAACGCAGCUGCUCCGAGUCUCUAA